CGAUUAUCUGGAAUGAGAUUGUGUUGGCACCAAAAAAGGUAUAUGAGCGAUCAAAAUAUUUUUGGCUCUAGUUGACAAACCUGCACUAUUUGCAUUUCGCUUAUUGCAUUUAUUUUAUUUUAUUCCCAAUAAUUCUGUAAAAAUGAACGAUUCCGAACUUGAGGCGCUCAGGGCCCGCCGCAUGGCCGAGCUUCAGUCCCAGAAUGGCGGUGCCAACGCAGGUGUGGGUGCAAAUGCGGGUGCAGAUGCAGGCGCAGAAAGUGCUGCCAAAAGCCAGCAGGAGGAGGCCCGCAGCAGCAUGCUGUCUCAGGCACUCGACAACAACGCGCGCGAGCGGCUGGGACGCAUAGCCAUAGUGAAGGCUGACCGGGCACGGGCCAUUGAGGACAUGAUUCUGCGCAUGAUUCGCAUGGGUCAGAUCCGCAAGAAGAUUACUGAGGAUGAGUUGAAGGAGAUGCUCGAGGAGAUUAACGGGCAGCACCACCAGGAGACCAGGAUUGUUUACAACAGGAAAGGAUUUGAGGACGACGAUGACGAGGAAGAGUACGACUUUUGACGGCGCAGCUAAUGUUUUCAGUGCAUGUUAUAAUAAAAUAAAUUGGUGUGUAUUUUAAAA
Kickxella alabastrina is the source of this 616-nucleotide messenger RNA. Its product is annotated as PDCD5-related protein. Gene Ontology annotation, molecular function: DNA binding. The record is from RefSeq and is a predicted model, not a curated record. The transcript is spliced from 2 exons. Bases 143 to 556 code for a protein of 137 amino acids. NCBI's taxonomy places the organism in Eukaryota, Fungi, Kickxellomycota, Kickxellomycetes, Kickxellales, Kickxellaceae. Gene Ontology annotation, cellular component: nucleus; cytosol.